Messenger RNA from Budorcas taxicolor (takin), 1998 nucleotides. It is a transcript of the gene CDC73, whose product is annotated as cell division cycle 73. The coding region runs from base 10 to 1605 and encodes 531 amino acids. Gene Ontology annotation, cellular component: Cdc73/Paf1 complex. Lineage: Eukaryota; Metazoa; Chordata; Mammalia; Artiodactyla; Bovidae. The record is from RefSeq and is a predicted model, not a curated record. Gene Ontology annotation, molecular function: RNA polymerase II complex binding. Gene Ontology annotation, biological process: transcription elongation by RNA polymerase II; positive regulation of transcription elongation by RNA polymerase II. The transcript is spliced from 17 exons.
GGGGCGAAGAUGGCGGACGUGCUCAGCGUCCUGCGACAGUACAACAUCCAGAAGAAGGAGAUUGUGGUGAAAGGGGACGAAGUGAUCUUCGGCGAGUUCUCCUGGCCCAAGAACGUGAAGACCAACUAUGUGGUUUGGGGGACUGGGAAGGAAGGCCAACCUAGAGAGUACUACACAUUGGAUUCGAUCUUAUUUCUACUUAAUAAUGUGCACCUAUCUCAUCCUGUCUAUGUCCGACGUGCAGCUACCGAAAAUAUUCCAGUGGUUAGAAGACCUGACCGAAAAGAUCUACUUGGAUAUCUCAAUGGUGAAGCAUCAACAUCGGCCAGUAUAGACAGAAGUGCCCCUCUAGAAAUAGGUCUGCAGAGAUCUACUCAAGUCAAACGAGCUGCAGAUGAAGUUUUGGCAGAAGCAAAAAAACCACGAAUUGAGGAUGAAGAGUGUGUACGCCUUGAUAAAGAGAGAUUGGCUGCUCGUUUGGAGGGUCACAAAGAAGGGAUUGUACAGACUGAACAAAUCAGGUCUUUGUCUGAAGCUAUGUCAGUGGAAAAAAUUGCCGCAAUCAAAGCCAAAAUUAUGGCUAAGAAAAGAUCUACCAUUAAGACUGACUUAGAUGAUGAUAUAACUGCCUUAAAACAGAGGAGUUUUGUGGAUGCUGAAGUAGAUGUGACCCGAGAUAUUGUCAGCAGAGAAAGAGUGUGGCGGACGCGAACAACUAUUUUACAGAGCACAGGAAAGAAUUUUUCCAAGAAUAUUUUUGCAAUUCUUCAGUCAGUAAAGGCCAGAGAAGAAGGGCGUGCACCCGAACAGCGACCGGCCCCAAAUGCAGCACCUGUUGAUCCUACAUUGCGUACCAAACAGCCUAUCCCGGCUGCUUACAACAGAUAUGACCAGGAAAGAUUCAAAGGAAAAGAAGAAACGGAAGGUUUCAAAAUUGACACUAUGGGCACCUACCAUGGGAUGACUCUCAAGUCUGUGACGGAAGGUGCGUCAGCCCGGAAGACGCAGACUCCUGCAGCACAACCUGUACCAAGGCCAGUUUCUCAAGCCAGACCUCCCCCAAAUCAGAAGAAAGGAUCUCGAACACCCAUUAUCAUAAUUCCUGCAGCUACCACCUCUUUAAUAACCAUGCUUAAUGCAAAGGACCUUCUCCAGGACCUGAAAUUUGUUCCAUCAGAUGAAAAGAAGAAGCAAGGCUGCCAACGAGAAAAUGAAACUCUAAUUCAGAGAAGAAAAGACCAGAUGCAACCGGGGGGCACUGCCAUUAGUGUCACAGUUCCUUACAGAGUAGUCGACCAACCCCUUAAACUCAUGCCUCAGGACUGGGACCGGGUUGUAGCAGUUUUUGUGCAGGGUCCUGCGUGGCAGUUCAAAGGUUGGCCGUGGCUUUUGCCUGAUGGAUCACCAGUUGACAUAUUUGCUAAAAUUAAAGCCUUCCAUCUCAAAUAUGAUGAAGUUCGUCUGGACCCAAACGUUCAGAAAUGGGACGUAACAGUAUUAGAACUCAGCUAUCACAAACGUCAUCUGGACAGACCAGUUUUCUUACGAUUCUGGGAAACAUUGGAUAGGUACAUGGUAAAGCACAAAUCUCACUUGAGAUUCUGAGUUACUUGUUUUCUUGCUUUUCUGGAAAUCUGAAUUAAGACGAUAACACCGUGGAUACACCAUGCUCUAAAGACUGGGACUGAAGCUUUAUGAAUUUAUCAAGAACUUAAAAAUGAAGAAGGUCACGGAUCGAUCUUUUAUAAAACCUUAUUUGAUGAUUUAUGCUUCAAAGGGAUGAUGCCUAUCAUCCAUAUAAGCAAACUUUUUGGCUUACAACUAUUUUUUUAAUAUUAGUCUUCUAGUCUGUAAUGGAAAUUGUAUAUUUUGAUAGAAGUUUUUUCUCCAUUGGUUACAUUAGCAUCACUUAAAAUUUGUUUCUCUAGAAAAUAAAUACAGGUUACAAAUGUGUGUAUAUGUAGAGGUUAUAAGGCUCUCUAAGCCAUCUUGCUUCUG